Molecule: messenger RNA, 2040 nt
Organism: Acanthosepion pharaonis
Lineage: Eukaryota; Metazoa; Mollusca; Cephalopoda; Sepiida; Sepiidae
Source: the annotation of a GenBank genome assembly
AUGGCAGCUGCGCCGAGCCCGUCAUUAAGGCCAGCUGUGUCUCUUCCACUUUCAUCCUUUCUUCUUUCUCGAUAUUUCAGAAAGCGCCCAGUUGCCUGCGCAAAUUACGUAUAUACUCUAUCACCUUUCUCUCUCUCUCUCUCUCUCUCUCUCUCUCUCUCUUUCUUACAAUCCCUCGUCCUUUCUUUCUUUCUUUCUUUCUUUCUUUCUUUCUUUCUUUCUUUCAUUUACCUACCUUCUUUGAUUCUUUGUUUCUUUCUUACGUUUACCAUCCUUCGAUACUAUAUCCCAUUCUUCUUUCUCUCUUUCUUCUUUUCUUUCUUUCUUUUACCUCUCUUCGGUCCUAUAUCAUGUUCUUCCUUUUUAUUUUCUUUCUUUAUUUCCUUUAUCUCCCUUCAUUCUAUCUUUCAAUCUUCCUUCAUUCAGUUAUUACCCCUUGCCAUGUUCUUUCUUUCUUCCCCCUUUCUUUCUUUCUUUCUUUCUUUGGUUUACCAGCCUUCGAUCCUAUAUCCCAUUCUUUUUUUUUCUUUUUUCUUUAUUUUGUUUACCUUCCUUCUGUCCUAUAUCCCGUUCUUCCUUUUCCUUUCUUUCUUUCUUUCUUUCUUUCUUUCUUUCUUUCUUUCUUUCCUUUUCUUAUUUAUUUAUUUAUUCAUUUAUUUAUUUAUCUAUUCAUUUCGUUUAACUCCCUUUUUUCUAUCCUUCAAUCUUCCCCCUUUCAGUUAUUCCCCCUCGCCAUGUCUUUUUCUUCCUUCCUUCCUUCCUUCCUUCCUUCCUUCCUUCCUUCCUUCCUUCCUUCCUCCCUUCCUUCCUUCCUUCCUUCCUUCCUUCCUCCUUUUCAUGCUUUCUUUCUUUGUUUCUAUAUCACGUUCUUCUUUUUCUUUCUUUUUUUAUUUCAUUUACCUCCCUUCUUUCUUUAUUUCUUUAUUUCUUUCUUUCUUUUACAUUCACUUUUCUUUUAUCUUCCAUUUUUCUUUUCUUUCUUUCAUUUUUUGCUUUAAUUUUCCUGAGAUUAUCCUUCCGUGUCUAUACACAUGUGUGUUUAUAUUUGCAUGUCUGUUCUGUCUGUCUUUCUUUCUUUCUUUCGUUCCCCUUCCUUCGGUCCUAUAUCCCUUUCUUUCUUUUUUUUUCUUUCUUUCUUUCUUUCUUUCUUUCUGUCUGUCUGUAGUUCUUUCUUUCUUUUUUCUUUUACCUACCUUCGGUCCUAAAAACCUUUCUUUCUUUCUUUUUCUUUCUUCUUUCUUUCUUUCUUUCUUUCUUUUUUCUUUCUUUCUUUAUUUCAUUUACCUUUCUUCCUUCUUUCUUUCUUUUUUUCUUUUACCUACCUUUGGUCCUAAAAACCUUUCUUCCUUUCUUUUUCUUUCUUUCUUUCAUUUACCUUUCUUCCGUCCUAUAUCCUUUUCUUCCUUUUCUUUCUUUCUUUCUUUCUUUCUUUCUUUCUUUCUUUCUUUCUUUCUUUUACCUUCCUUCGGUCUUAUAUCCCUUUCUUCCUUUUCUUUCUUUCUUUCUUUCUUUCUUUCUUUCUUUCUUUCUUUCUUUCUUUCUUUCCUUCUUUCUGUAGUUCUUUCUUUCUUUUUUUCUUUUUUUACCUACCUUCGUAAUUACCCCUCAUCUUGUCUUUUUCUUUCUUUCUUCCAUCCUCUCAUUCUUUCUUUCUUUCUUUCUUUCUUUUACGUUCUUUCGCUCCUAUAUCCCUUUCUUCCUUUUUCUUUCUUAAUUUAUUCCAUUUACCUCCCUUCUUUCUUUCUUUCUUUUGCCUUCCUUCGCUCGUAUAUUUCAUUCUUCCUUUUUCUUUCUGUUUUUCUUAAUUUAUUUAUCUAUCUAUUUCCUUUACCUUCCUUCUUUCUUUCUGUCAACUUUCCUUGUUUCAGUCAUUCCCUCAUUGUCUUGUCUUUUUCUUCAUUUUCUUUCUUUCUUUCGUUGGUUCGUUCGUUCCUUCCUUCGUUCUUUUACCUUCCUUCACUCCUAUAUCCCAUUCUUCCUGUUUAUUUAUUUCGUUUGCCUCCAUCAAGUUGCCUUCCAGGAAGUAAGCCAAAUAACUAG